AAUUAUCAAAUACGAGAAACCGGAUGGUAUCCGCCCUUGAUGUCGGCAUCAAACUCAAAGAUGAGUUUGAGGCUCUUGGAGUACAGGUUCUUGGUACUCCCAUCGAGACUAUCAUCACGACAGAGGAUAGGCAGUCAUUUGCCCAAGCGAUGGAGGAUAUUGGGAAGCGUUGUGCUCAGUCUGCUACAGCCACCACUCCAGAUGAAGCGGUUGCCGCAGGGCGUGAGAUCAGAUUCCCUGUCAUUGUUCGUGCUGCAUACGCGCUGGGUGGUCUGAGAUCUGGCUUCGCACAGGAUGAAGUCCAGCUUCGCGCUCUUUGUAGCAAGGCAUUCGCGACUAGCCCUCAAGUGCUCGUAGAAAAGAGCAUGAAAGGUUGGAAAGAGAUCGAAUACGAGGUUGUCCGCGAUUCCCGCGACAAUUGUAUAACUGUCUGUAAUAUGGAGAAUGUUGAUCCACUUGGUAUCCACAAUGGAGACUCCAUUGUGGUCGCUCCCUCCCAAACGCUAUCCGACUUCGAUUACAACAUGCUCCGAACAACUGCGAUCAAUGUCAUUCGCCAUCUUGGUGUUGUUGGCGAGUGUAACAUUCAGUACGCUCUGAAUCCGAUUAGAAGGAGUACUGCAUUAUUGAGGUAUGUCAACGCGCGUCUCUCGCAUUCGUCAGCACUGGCUUCGAAAGCUACAGGUUAUCCCCUUGCGUUUAUUGCUGCUAAGCUCGGUCUGGGUGUCCCGUUAAACGAAAUCAAGAACUCCGUGACGAAAGUAACCAGCGCUUGCUUCGAGCCAAGCUUAGACUACGUUGUCGUGAAGAUACCACAGACCAUCCAAAAGGCGAUACAGGCGAUUGACGAUCAGUUCCUUGGAUUUGCGAAGGACAUCGACGAGGAACUGGUCAAUCCCACUGACAAGCGGAUAUUCGCCAUCGCAAAUGUAUUCCAUCGGGGCGAUAGCGUCGACAAGAUCUGGCAGAUGACUAACAUCGACAAGUGGUACCUAACGAAACUUCAACACAUUCAUCGCAUGGAGAAGCGCUUGUCAGAUCAAUCUAUCUCUUCUGUCAGCAACAGAAUUAUCCUCCAAGCGAAGCAGCUUGGCUUCUCCGAUCGCUUGGUAGCCAGUUGUUUGGGUUCAACGGAGUUAGCUGUCCGAAGGCUUCGUCAAGAAAUUGGUAUUGAUUGGAGAGGGGCAGUGGGUCCCAUAUUGUCGAGCGCGAGAGAGGAGAUUGUGGCGCGACUUUGA
Suillus clintonianus is the source of this 1238-nucleotide messenger RNA. Its product is annotated as carbamoyl-phosphate synthase L chain, ATP binding domain-containing protein. Gene Ontology annotation, molecular function: metal ion binding; aspartate carbamoyltransferase activity; ATP binding. Bases 24 to 1238 code for a protein of 404 amino acids. Gene Ontology annotation, cellular component: cytoplasm; cytosol. The transcript is spliced from 6 exons. Lineage: Eukaryota; Fungi; Basidiomycota; Agaricomycetes; Boletales; Suillaceae. The record is from RefSeq and is a predicted model, not a curated record. Gene Ontology annotation, biological process: UTP biosynthetic process; L-glutamine metabolic process; L-citrulline biosynthetic process.